Molecule: messenger RNA, 1259 nt
Organism: Selaginella moellendorffii
Lineage: Eukaryota; Viridiplantae; Streptophyta; Lycopodiopsida; Selaginellales; Selaginellaceae
Product: peroxidase A2
Exons: 5
Coding region: 179-1231 (350 amino acids)
Biological process (GO): hydrogen peroxide catabolic process; response to oxidative stress
Molecular function (GO): heme binding; peroxidase activity
Source: RefSeq, a predicted model, not a curated record
GCAACGCUCUUGGAGUGGCAGUGGCAGUGGCAGUGAUCCUUGCGCUCCUCGCGGCGGCGCCGCCGAUCGCGUCCCAUAAUGUGGGAGCUCUGGCCUCGUCCUGCGAAGAGUCCGAUUUUCUCUACAAGUCACUGCCCUGUGUCAAGGGCGGCACGGUGAUGAGCACGCCGAGCUCGCAAUGCUGCGUCGCCGUGCGCGGUAUGGCGCUCGAGUGCUUGUGCCGCUUGAUCGUGUCCGCGACGGGGGCUUCCAGCGAGCAGACGGUGAAGAACUACGUCAAGACGUGCAAGAUGAAAGCUCCCCCGGGAUUCAAAUGCUAAAAGCAGCGGCAAAGAGCGAAUCAAAUAGUUGUCCGCAGGUCUUCUCCAUCGUGAGGCAAGGCGUGGAUCGAGCGUUUUCGAGAGAGCAGCGCCUCGCAGCAUCAUUACUGCGCCUACACUUUCACGACUGCUUUGUCAACGGCUGCGAUGCUUCGAUUCUCCUGGACGACACUUCCACCUUCACUGGAGAGAAGACAGCCGGUCCAAACCUCAACUCGGCGAGAGGCUUCGAUGUUAUCGACGAUAUCAAGUCGGAGCUCGAGAAUCAGUGUCCAGGCAUUGUCUCGUGCGCUGACAUUCUAGCUCUCGCUGCCAGGGACUCCGUCACUGUGUCCGCUGGACCAUCGUGGGAUGUUCUUCUGGGCCGCCGAGAUAGUUUUCGAGCUAGCCAAGCCGAUGCCAAUCGCUUCAUUCCAUCGCCCGCGUCGGACGUUCCAGCGUUGGUCUCGGCAUUUCAAGCAGUGGGUCUCUCAGCAUCGAACAUGAUAGUUCUUUCAGGUGCUCAUACUAUUGGAGCUGCUCGCUGCGGCACCCUGACUCCACGUCUCUACAACCAAAGUGGCACCGGACAGCCCGACUCCGUCGGCGAUCCCGAUUUUCUGGCCUCGCUCCAGCGCUUGUGUCCACCGGGUGGCAAUCCGGGGACUCUCUCCCGCCUCGACGUGAGAUCUCCGCAGGCAUUCGACAACUCCUACUACCAGAAUUUGCUGCAAGGCCGCGGAGUGCUCCACUCGGAUCAAAUCCUCUUCUCCGGCGGUGGCUCGUCGGCACAGGCAGUCCAAGACUUGAGCAGCGAUGAAAAUCUCUUCUUUGGGAACUUUGCGGCGUCCAUGGUGAGACUGGGGAGCAUCGCUCCUCUCACUUUCCCGGAUGGAGAGAUUAGAACGAACUGCCGCUUUACAAACUCUUGACGAAGAGCAAAGAUUUUUAAACGUUAAA